Angiostrongylus costaricensis is the source of this 261-nucleotide messenger RNA. Lineage: Eukaryota; Metazoa; Nematoda; Chromadorea; Rhabditida; Metastrongylidae. The record is from the annotation of a GenBank genome assembly.
AUGGAUCCAGCCGCUCUUAAGCAGGUUAAAAUCCAAACUGGUGUGGUAAAACGCAUUAUGAAGGAACAUGCUUGUUAUACGAAAGAAGUCGAAAAAGAGCUACAGAAAAUCGAGAAAAUGAAGUCCGAAGCACAAAACGAAGAUGACGAGGCUACGGAGGAGCUUCGAAAGCUCAUCAAAGAUUGUUCCUUGGAAGAAUGUCAGGAACUCACAGAAGCUAAAGCGCAAGUUGAAGCUGCAUCUGCUGUUAUCUCUUCUUAA